UCUAAAGAGCGGAAGGGUCAUCUGAAAUCAUUUUCAAUGGCUUGCUGGGGGACGUGUGGCCUUUCAUACGCGACAGAGGUCACCGGGUGACGUGUGUCUAAACUUCAUAAGGACGACUGGAUCACAGACCGGUACCGGCACAAACCACACAGGCCUGGACAGGAGGAAGAGACCAGGGGCAGCGGCUCUCUGAUGGCGUGAUGGCUCUUGCACAUAAACUUUAAAGGAGGAGAGCCAGAGAUGUCCCGGGACAAGGUUCUGACGCUAAUGGGAUACACACUGGGCUUGACCAUAGGCGAGGGCAGCUAUUCCAAGGUCAAGCUGGCCACCACCAAGAAAUACCCCGAGCAGGUGGCCAUCAAAAUCGUGGACCGGAGGAGAGCCCCCCACGACUUCGUCUGCAAAUUCCUCCCGCGGGAGCUGGCCAUCCUGAGAGGCGUGCGCCACCCCCACAUCGUCCACGUCCACGAGUUCAUCGAGGUGUGCAGCGGCAAGCUGUACAUCGUCAUGGAGGCGGCGACCACCGACCUCCUGCAGCGCGUCCAGGAGCUCAGCUCCAUCCCCGGCCCGCUGGCCAAGGUGCUCUUCUCGCAGAUCGUCAGCGCCGUGGGCUACCUGCACGCCAACGACAUCGUGCACCGCGACCUGAAGUGCGAGAACGUGCUCCUGACCGCGGACAACCAGGUGAAGCUCACCGACUUCGGCUUCGGCCGGAAGGCGCUGGGUUACCCGGAGGUCAGCAGCACCUACUGCGGCUCGGCGGCCUACGCCCCGCCCGAGGUCCUCCUGGGCGUGCCCUACGACCCCAAGAAGUACGACGUGUGGAGCCUGGGGGUCAUCCUCUACGUCAUGGCGACCGGGUGCAUGCCCUUCGACGACUCCAACGUGAGCAAGCUGCCGCGCAUCCAGCGGAAGGCGCUCGUGUACCCGCAGGAGGUGCCCGUGGAGGCGCCCUGCCGCGCGGUCAUCGGCUCGCUGCUGCAGUUCAGCCCCUCCACGCGCCCCUCCGUGCAGCAGGUGUCGGAGGACCCCUGGCUGGGACAGCAGGGUGACCAGUAAACAUGCCGGGUGGCUGGGAGAGAGAGCCGUGUGCUGUCAGUGUUUUGAGUCCACCCAGUUCUCGGUGUUGGUACAUUUGUAGUGAUGGUUAUGGAUGCAAAUGAUCCUGUAUCCCGGAAAGCAAAUGUG
Lepisosteus oculatus (spotted gar) is the source of this 1188-nucleotide messenger RNA. RefSeq names its product testis-specific serine kinase 6 (gene tssk6). Gene Ontology annotation, cellular component: cytoplasm. Gene Ontology annotation, biological process: protein phosphorylation; intracellular signal transduction. Gene Ontology annotation, molecular function: ATP binding; protein serine/threonine kinase activity. The record is from RefSeq and is a predicted model, not a curated record. NCBI's taxonomy places the organism in Eukaryota, Metazoa, Chordata, Actinopteri, Semionotiformes, Lepisosteidae.